AUGAAACUUGCGGUGCUAGGAGCCACGGGCCGCACAGGGAUACUCGUUGUGAGGGAGGCGCUGGCGAGAGGCCACGAGGUCACCGCGGUGGUCAGAAAUCCAGACAAACUGACGGACAAACACGAUAACCUUCAGGUUGUAGCAGCGGACAUUUUCGACUCCAGCUCGAUGGUUCCCCAUUUCAAGGGUCGCGAUGCAGUUUUGUCCUGUCUAGGAUGUGGACCAAGCUUCUUAAGCAUGCGGAAGGUCACUUUCUUCACCGACUUGAUCCGGCCAAUGGUUGACGCCAUGAGAGAGGUCAAGGUCACCCGUCUCGUAUUCAUGUCGUCAUGGUACACCAAGUACAAUUCGGCAGACCCUUUCAUUGUCAACUGGGUCCUAAAGCCCCUACUUCUCGGCCAGAGUUUACAUAACAAAGCUGAAAUGGAAGACUUUCUUGAGACGGAUUGCCUGGAUAUCCGCUACACACUUGUCCGCCCGCCUCAGCUCACAGACAGCGAACCCACUGGUAAACCUGUGUUGUGCAUGGAAGGACAGAGCAUCAAGUCUGCAGAGAGGAAGCGGUUUACCUGUUGCCGGAAGGACGUCGCUAAGUUCAUGAUAGAUAUAACGGAGAAGGACGAACAUAUCCAAAAAUCUAUGGCUAUUGCUUCAGGAUGACGUCACAUGACAUUAAUACCAAUUUAUUUGAUGAUUCUGAUCUUUUAAUAUCUGUUAUAAAUAGUCUAACCCGUCUAGCUAUAAAUAUGGAGGGAACGGUUUUACAAUUUGCAUUGUGUGUAUCAUGAGUUAUCUUUAUCAUGCAAUGGUAUAUUAUGAUUUUCAUCAUGAUCAAUCAAAUCUUCACGUAUGUAUUUGUGCACGCUGAAAACGAUAUAAAU
Mya arenaria is the source of this 881-nucleotide messenger RNA. RefSeq names its product flavin reductase (NADPH)-like. Bases 1 to 660 code for a protein of 219 amino acids. The record is from RefSeq and is a predicted model, not a curated record. The transcript is spliced from 5 exons. Lineage: Eukaryota; Metazoa; Mollusca; Bivalvia; Myida; Myidae.